This is a messenger RNA of Triticum aestivum (bread wheat), 1378 nucleotides long. Its product is annotated as B-box zinc finger protein 20. Gene Ontology annotation, biological process: regulation of DNA-templated transcription; photomorphogenesis. The transcript has 2 exons. Gene Ontology annotation, cellular component: nucleus. NCBI's taxonomy places the organism in Eukaryota, Viridiplantae, Streptophyta, Magnoliopsida, Poales, Poaceae. The coding region runs from base 311 to 1189 and encodes 292 amino acids. Gene Ontology annotation, molecular function: zinc ion binding. The record is from RefSeq and is a predicted model, not a curated record.
CUCCAUCCUCCAAAGUCAAAAUCCCCAUCGCCCAAGGAACAAGGCCUCUUCACCUCACCGCAAAUCUCUAUCCCCAACACGCACUGGCACAGUGGCACCGCCCUCUCUGCCUUCCUAACAUUACCAUGUCCUCCUGACCGAUAUAUAAACACCUCUCGCGUGCCGGUAUGCAGUUGCAACAUCUCUGACCGAGAGAGAGCCCGAGAUAACUCUAUUGGCCUGGCCCCGUGACCUACCUUGCCUAUCUCUCACCGCCCCCUCCAUCUCUCUCUCGCGUGGCGGGGUCGAAGCUGCGUGCCCAGAUCGUGCCAUGAAGGUGCAGUGCGACGUGUGCGAGGCCGAGGCGGCCUCCGUCUUCUGCUGCGCCGACGAGGCCGCGCUGUGCGACGCCUGCGACCGCCGCGUCCACCGCGCCAACAAGCUCGCCGGCAAGCACCGCCGCCUGUCCCUCCUCCACCCAUCGCCGGCCUCCUCCUCGUCGCCUUCGCCGAAGCCGCCUCUCUGCGACAUCUGCCAGGUGGGAUAUAGUACAAAUCAAGAACGUUUUCAGAUAUGUGUGCCAUUUGUGUUGCUACGGCGAGAGCUGAUGUUAUGUCGUUGUGGGCUGCAGGAGAAGAGGGGGCUCCUGUUCUGCAAGGAGGACAGGGCGAUCCUGUGCCGGGAGUGCGACGUCCAGGUGCACACGGCCAGCGAGCUGACGAGGCGGCACGGCCGGUUCCUGCUCACCGGCGUGCGCGUCUCGUCGGCGCCGGCGGAGUCCCCCGCGCCGUCGGGUCAGGAGGAGGAGGGGAACAGCACCAGCCCCUGCAUCGCCGACUCCUGCAGCGGCGACGCCAGUGGCACGGCGAGCGCCAGCGCGAGCGCGAGCGACGGCAGCAGCAUCUCCGAGUACCUGACGAAGACGCUGCCCGGGUGGCACGUCGAGGACUUCCUCCUGGACGACGCCGCCGUCGCCGUCUCCUCGAACAAGCCGUAUCAGGGAGGAGGGCUGGCUAGGAUCGGUGGGCCGCAAGAAGGUGAAGGUUACCCGGCGUGGGCUGGCCAAGAGCAGCUGAUCGGUGGCGUCGUUGUCGCUGCGGGUGAGCGGGCCAGCCGCGAGCUGUGGGUACCGCAGAUGCACGCGGGGGCGGCGUGGGCCGGCAGCAAGCGACCUCGGCCGUCGUCUCUCGGCUCCUCCUUCUACUGGUGAAAACGUGCGCUUUGCAGUACCAGUACUAGGACUAGUAGCGGAUAAAAUCAGAAAAUGACCUGGACCAUGAAUUUUUGUUUGAUCUGCAGUUGCUCGCUUCAGAAAUUACUGUCAUUUUUUACUGCGUCCUCAAUGUGUCGCUUCUGAGUCUUUGGGAACACUGGAUCACUGGACUGUUUGACCUUUGAA